CAAUUUAUCAAAAUUUUUUGAGUCAUGUCUGCUUGAAGUUAUUUUUAUAACAAUAAUUUUAUAAAUUUUGUAACAAAGCUCAGUUUUAAUAAAGUGUAUUUAAGUUAUUUUCUUUUUUAAAACAAUUUGAACUCUUAAUACUCCAAGCAUAAAAUGGUUUAUAACAAAUUAUGGAGAAGUUUCCAUUGAAAAGUGGUGGAAGUGUAUAUGGUCAAGCUUAUCAAUCCGUUUUUAAAAAGACUAAUGGUCAUCAUCCUCCCCUUACAACUACAACAGCUUUAACUAAUAAAGAUGAUGAAGAAAUGAUUGACAUAACACCUCGAACAAGUCCAAACGAUCCACUUCGAACGUCACCAUUAGGAGGUAUUUCUAACCCAAAUUAUUCCGCAGGAAGAGACACUUCACAAUCAGAAAAUAUGGAAAGGCCACCACAACCAACUCAUAGUGCAUUUGGCAGAGAAUUCAAUGAUAUGGAAAGCUCGAUUUCAUUUUAUGGAUCGCAUGAGCCUACAGAAGAUAUACCAGGUAUUGGUCAAUACGACGAUUUUCACACAAUAGACUGGCAGCGUGAUAUUGCGAGAGAUCGAAUGCGACAUAGAUAUAUAGUUAAAAAGAGACAAGAUUCGUUAUGGGAUUUAAUUCGAGGAGCACAUGAUGCAUGGUCAGGAUGGUUAUGCGUUUUAUUAGUAGGUUUAGUAUCAGGUAUGGCGGCCGGUAUAAUUGAUAUCGGUGCGAGUUGGAUGUCAGAUUUAAAACAUGGAAUUUGUCCUCAAGCUUUUUGGUUUAAUAGAGAACAAUGUUGUUGGACAAAAAAACCUAGUGUUUUUUCCGACGCCAAUUGCACCAGCUGGAAAACUUGGCCCGAAAUAUUUGGAUCUGCAAAAGACGGAGUUGGCCCAUAUAUUUUGGCAUAUUUUUUAUAUAUUGUUUGGGCACUUUUAUUUGCUUCACUCAGUGCGUCUCUAGUACGACAAUUUGCACCUUAUGCAUGUGGUUCAGGUAUUCCAGAGAUAAAAACCAUUCUAUCUGGUUUUAUUAUUCGUGGUUAUUUGGGAAAGUGGACGUUAUUAAUAAAAUCUGUUGGUCUGAUGUUGUCUGUGUCAGCAGGGCUGACGUUAGGAAAGGAGGGACCAAUGGUACAUAUAGCAAGUUGCAUUGGAAAUAUAUUUUCACAUUUAUUCCCGAAAUAUGGUCGAAAUGAGGCAAAAAAAAGAGAAAUUUUAUCUGCAGCUGCCGCUGCCGGGGUAUCAGUAGCUUUUGGUGCACCAAUUGGUGGAGUGUUGUUUAGUUUAGAAGAAGUUUCAUACUACUUUCCAUUAAAAACUUUGUGGAGAUCUUUCUUUUGUGCUUUAAUUGCAGCAUUCAUUUUGAGAUCAAUAAAACCGUUUGGUGAUGAACAUUCGGUUUUAUUUUUUGUUGAAUCUAAUAUACAUUGGAACUACUUUGAGUUUAUCCCUUUUGUUUUCCUUGGUAUUAUGGGAGGCGUAAUCGGAACCGUAUUUAUUAAGGCAAAUUUAUGGUGGUGUAAAUAUAGAAAAUUUAGUAAAUUAGGUCAAUAUCCAGUUAUUGAAGUUUUAGUUGUAACUCUCAUUACGGCAAUUAUUUGUUACCCCAAUCCUUUCACAAGAAUGAAUAUGAAUGAAUUAAUUUACAUGCUCUUCAACAAAUGUGCAGAAAUGGAUCCAAAUCCGUUAUGUGAUUAUACAAAAAAAAAUAUUACCGAUGGCUUAAACUCUUCUAUUCAAGUGCAAGUGCCAGGCACUGGAGUUUAUCGUGCAAUUUGGCUACUUAUAUUUAGUUUCUUCAUUAAAUUUGCACUUACAGUAUUCACGUUUGGCAUGAAAGUUCCAUGUGGACUUUUUAUUCCAUCAUUACUUUUAGGAGCAAUAAUGGGCAGAAUUGUUGGUAUCGCAGUAGAGCAAUUAACAUAUAAUUAUCCACGAAUAAUAUUUUUAUCUGGGGAAUGUCUGGCUGACUCUAAUAAUGUCAUAACACCAGGCCUUUAUGCUGUUGUGGGAGCAGCUGCAGUUCUAGGGGGCGUAACAAGAAUGACAGUAUCUUUAGUUGUUAUUAUGUUCGAGCUAACAGGAGGCGUGGGAUAUAUUGUACCACUAAUGGCAGCUGCAAUGGCAUCAAAAUGGGUUGGAGAUGCUCUGGGAAGAAAGGGUAUUUACGAUGCACAUAUAAGUCUUAAUGGAUAUCCGUUUUUAGACAGCAAAGAUGAAUUCGCUCAUACAACGUUAGCUGCCGAUGUCAUGCAACCAAAGAGGAAUGAGACUUUGUCUGUUAUAACACAGGAUUCUAUGACAGUAGAUGAUGUUGAAUCAUUGCUUAAAGAGACUGAACAUAAUGGUUAUCCAGUAGUCGUCUCUAGAGAAAAUCAAUACCUAGUUGGAUUUGUGUUAAGAAGAGAUUUGAAUUUAGCAAUUGAAAAUGAUAAACGUUUAAUCGAUGGAAUUGGUGGUCAAUCGAUAGUGUUAUUUACUUCAGCUUCUCCUAUUCAAAAUUUAGGGCCACCUCCACUUAAACUAAAGAAAAUCUUAGAUAUGGCUCCUAUAACUGUAACAGAUCAAACUCCAAUGGAAACUGUUGUUGAUAUGUUUAGAAAAUUAGGACUCCGUCAAACUUUAGUUACUCAUAACGGUCGUUUACUUGGAGUUAUAACGAAAAAAGAUGUGCUUAGACACGUAAAGCAAAUGGAUAAUGAAGAUCCUAAUACAGUUUUAUUCAAUUAAGUAAUAGAUAUAAACACAUAAAAAUAUAAAGCUAAUGAUAUACUAUAAUAUAAAAAAAAUUAAUAUAUAUAUGUAUACAUAAAUCAGUUGUAUUAUGUUUUUUAUUUUUGAAAUUUAUUCAAAACUUAAAUGUUAAUUUAUUUGAUUAAGAAAAAUUUACAAUAAUUUUUCAGGAUAUGUUUUUCAAUAUCAAACUUAAAAAACACUAUAUUUUUGUGCAAUUUAUAUUAGAAAUAAUCCGUAAUAAAGAUUUUUCAAAAAGGAUCACGCUUUUGAAAAGAAUAUUUGUCUUAUAUUCGGAAAAUUAAAAAUUUAGCAUGAUUAAAUUGUGCUAAACUUUGAGAAAUACUUAAGCAUAUUUCGCUACAAAUACAGAAUCUUAAUAAAAUUAUAUUAAAGAUGUACAACAAUCGGAAUCUUAAAAUAUUUCAUAUUUCAAAAAAAAAAAAUACAUAUAUGCAUAUUCGCACCAAUAAUAGAAAAAUUACAUUUUUUCAAUUAAAAUCUCCAUUCAAUUACCUUUCUAUAUACAUACAUAUAGUCUUAGUAAAUAAAAUAACUAGAUAGAGAAAUAAAUAUGUAAUUUAUUAUUUGAACAAAAUAAAGAAUUUAUAUUCAAUAUCUAAGUCCCAUUUAGGAUAUAGAGAAAU
This is a messenger RNA of Condylostylus longicornis, 3385 nucleotides long. RefSeq names its product H(+)/Cl(-) exchange transporter 5 (gene ClC-c). Bases 171 to 2735 code for a protein of 854 amino acids. Gene Ontology annotation, molecular function: voltage-gated chloride channel activity. The transcript has 12 exons. The record is from RefSeq and is a predicted model, not a curated record. Gene Ontology annotation, cellular component: early endosome; synaptic vesicle; membrane. Gene Ontology annotation, biological process: transmembrane transport; chloride transport. NCBI's taxonomy places the organism in Eukaryota, Metazoa, Arthropoda, Insecta, Diptera, Dolichopodidae.